Haemonchus placei is the source of this 282-nucleotide messenger RNA. NCBI's taxonomy places the organism in Eukaryota, Metazoa, Nematoda, Chromadorea, Rhabditida, Trichostrongylidae. The record is from the annotation of a GenBank genome assembly.
AUGCUUCGUGAGCUCUACAACAACUUCACAACCAGGAUCUCGCCAUUCUAUAAAGCAGACAUCAUCAACGUGAAGAGAGGGGUUCAACAGGUUGAUACCAUUUCGCAUAAACUUCUCAUUACCGCUCCCGAGAACAUCAUGCGAACAUCAAAACCGAAAAUCGAGCAGGCGGAACAAAUGCUAGCCGAUUCCGACAACGCUUGUGGAAGGAUCGGCUUGAGACUGAACUCAAAAAAGAUGUUCAUGAAGAAGGUUUACUAUCUGUUGCUCCCUUCACGCUGA